Molecule: messenger RNA, 2049 nt
Organism: Klebsormidium nitens
Lineage: Eukaryota; Viridiplantae; Streptophyta; Klebsormidiophyceae; Klebsormidiales; Klebsormidiaceae
Source: the annotation of a GenBank genome assembly
CUUGUGGCUGGCGUCCAACGCGACACACUCAUUCAAGCGAAUGCAGCUGCACCUGACAAAAAGAGAGGAAAUUGGGAUGAGAUUGAAUCUUACAAAGGCUUUGUCGUAACAUAUGACCUAGCGCUUGAAAGAUCUGAGCAAAUCAUCUUGCCUAGCAGCUUUUGAGACGGGUGGGUUUGAUCCCGAGACAUCUCCGCUUUGCAUUUGAGCAAAUCCAUCACUCAAAUUCCACCAAGAUUUCUGUAGCAUUCGCCGCUCUGUAGAUGGUUGCCAGAAGAAGUUAUGUGGCUGUAGCAAUAGGGUUUCAAUAGUUGCAUUGCUGCUCAUCAAAAGCAGCUACAGGUCGGCGAGCAGACAAUUGGUCAAGAAGCAAGAUGGUUGUCCUGGGAGCGUCUGUCAUCAGCAAAUCAGGCAAAGCGCUGGUUUUGCGCAACUAUGUGGAGAUGACGCGCAUUCGGAUCGAAGGCCUGCUGGCUGCCUUCCCCAAGCUAGUCGGGAGUGGGAAGCAGCACACGUAUGUGGAGACAGAGAACGUGCGCUAUGUGUACCAGCCAAUGGAGGCGCUUUACCUGCUGCUUGUCACCAACAAGCAGAGCAACAUCCUGGAGGAUCUGGAGACGCUGCGCCUCAUCUCCAAGAUUGUUCCGGAGUACUGCCCUGCCCUGGACGAAGAGAGCGUGUCCCACAAGGCGUUUGAGCUGAUCUUUGCAUUUGAUGAGAUCAUCUCAUAUCAGGGCCACCGGGAACCUGUGACGUUGGGCCAGGUGAAGCAGUUUACGGACAUGGACAGUCAUGAAGAGAAGCUGCACAACAUGAUCAUGCAGAGCAAGAUAGCAGAGACCAAGGACAUCAUGAAGAGGAAGGCCAACGAGAUUGACAAAACCAAGAUUGACAAGCAGAAGAUCGAGGCAGGCCCCAGGGGCUACGUCCCAGGGGGUCUCACUGGUAUCAGUGCGCAGUCUAACUUGGGCGGAGGCAUGGGGAUGGGAAGCGGCGGUUUUGGGGAGACCAACAAUGGGAGCGCGUUUGGAAGUAUCGCGAGCAACUACGGAGCCAGCGCCCCAGACGAGAAGGCGCGCGUGGCUGCGGCGCCCCCCAAGGGCAAGGGCAUGAAGCUGGGCGGAUCCUCCACCAAGAACCAGCUGCUCGAGUCCCUCAAGGCGGAGGGCGAGCUUAUCGUGGAAGAACCCGCCGCUUACGGGACCGCUGCCGCUGCCGGCGGGCCCAAGGCCGGGCCGCCGGUCCCGACCGACCCGAUCUCGAUCAUGAUAGAGGAGAAGCUGAGCGUGGUGUUGCGGAAGGACGGGGGGAUGGAGAACCUGGAGGUGCAGGGCACGAUGGCGCUGCUGGUGGGCAAGGACGAGGACGCCUACAUCAGGGUCGUGUUGGAGAGCGGCGAGAACCGCGGGUUCCAGUUCAAGACGCACCCCAACAUUGACAAGGCGCUGCACCAGAAGCAGAACGCGCUGGGCCUGAAGGACGCCAGCAAGCCGUUCCCGUCGGGCAACCAGCCGCUGGGCAUCCUCAAGUGGAGGAUGCAGAGCAAAAACGAGGAGAUGGUGCCCCUCUCAAUCAACUGCUGGCCGUCGGUGACGGGGAACGAGUCGCAGGUGAACAUAGAAUACGAGUCGCAGGCAGAGUUCGACCUCAAGAACGUGCUCAUCAGCAUCCCGCUGCCCGCCCUACGAGACGCCCCGCAGGUCAACCAGAUUGAUGGAGAGUGGAGGUACGACCCUCGGAGGUCUGUUUUGGAGUGGCAGAUUGUCCUUAUUGAUGACACAAACCGAAGCGGGUCAUUGGAGUUCGCAGUACCAGCCACAGACCCACAGUCAUUUUUCCCCAUUGAUGUCAAGUUUGCUGCUGACAAGACCUUCUGCGAUGUCAAGAUUAAGCAGGUUAUCAAGGCAUCAUCAGGAGAGGCUGUCAAGUUUGGGGGCAAGACACAACUGGUGGUCGACAGUUACCAAGUACUCUAAUCUGCGUGUCAGGAGUUGUGCUUGUGAACAGUAUCCAGCUUCGAUAUUGCAACCGUGGUAUCGAAAUUGCGGC